Messenger RNA from Clonostachys solani, 1293 nucleotides. Lineage: Eukaryota; Fungi; Ascomycota; Sordariomycetes; Hypocreales; Bionectriaceae. The record is from the annotation of a GenBank genome assembly.
AUGCGUGCCACUCUUGUCUCAGCACUCUUGUCCAUCUCCUCUUUGGCGUCUGGCCUGGAAUGGUCGGACAACCAUGAUGGGGACUUCUCUACUGAGAAGUUCGCAGAGGCUAAUUCUCUUCGAAACCGCCGUGUCUGGAACCGGCCAAUCAAGCGGCAGUCGGGCUGGAGCCCGCCAUCAGACAUCUCAACACCCCUUCAAGAGGUUUGGGAUCACUGCAUCGAUACCUACUCAAGUGGCCUCUAUGGCUUCAAAAACUAUGGCUGGGACCAGCUCAUGGCCACAGAUGGAAAACUCAACAUGUGUGUCCGUUGGGAAUCUAGUGCAUUAGUAACCGAGGCCCAGCGCACCCAGAUUGCGACAGCCAUCAAUACUCAGUACCAACAAUGGUUUGAGUGGCUUUAUGGCUACGAUAGCUUCCCUUUCUCCAAAAUCGAGGUCAAUGUUGUCGGCUGGGCUGUUUCAGAUGCCUCCAAGCUGGAGGGCUCGACCGACGGUAUCGAGGUUUAUACCGAUACAGACGCCGACGGAAUCCCUCAGUGCGCAGAGGCUUGCGGCAGGUUCUUCCACAACGACGGCGACUACAGCGGGUGUGCAGCAGGCGCAGACAAACACUACGAUCAGUCUCUGUGGCUCACCGAGGGCAUGAGCGGCGGUGCUGGCGGCGACUGGGGCCAAAGAAUCGGAAGCGAGUAUAUGAUCAAUGCCCUUGGCUCUGACAGCGUUCAUAUCCUGCUUCACGAGAUGGGCCAUACCUUUGGGCUUGAUGACUUCUACGAUUGGACCCCCACUGGAAUCUCGAGCUUCGUGAUGCUCGCUGGCUCCGCGACAACUAUCACCGACUUUGACGGCUGGAUGCUUCGAAACUGGUGGUAUGAGCUCUCCCGCAACCGAGGAUGGCAAUCCGGCUCUGGCUCUAGCUCGAGCACUGCCUCUGCUUCCGCCCCGGCCGCAACUGCUACCGCUACCGCUACCGCUUCCUCAGCCCCAACUUCAGUUGACUCCCCAGACACGACCUCCGUCGUCUCCCCGGACACUACCUCCACUACUUAUCCGGAUACCACCUCUAUUGCCUACCCGGAUACCACAUCCAUCGCCUACCCUGAUACUACCUCCAUCGCCUUCCCAGGCACGACACCCGUUGCCUCGAGCUCCAUUAACUACCCGGAAGCCACAUCUAGUGCUAACUCCCGGUCAACUGGCAGUCGAACGACCUCUGGCAGCGGAUCGAGGCCUACAUCUGGAGUGGAGAGACCAUCGUGCGGAAAGAGCCGCAGGAGUUUCAAGGCUUGA